Molecule: messenger RNA, 1443 nt
Organism: Drosophila innubila
Lineage: Eukaryota; Metazoa; Arthropoda; Insecta; Diptera; Drosophilidae
Product: mitochondrial 2-oxodicarboxylate carrier-like
Exons: 1
Coding region: 245-1171 (308 amino acids)
Source: RefSeq, a predicted model, not a curated record
CGAUUAAGUGUGCACUGCCAAAAGCUUCGCAUUAACAAAUUGUAAUGUUUCAAUCUCUAAAAUUGCCCUAGAUUCAUAGAAAUAGAUAUGCAGACAUAGAUACACGGCAAACAAAAAUACUUCCAUAUGCAAAUACGUAUACAUAUGGAAGUUUAGAUAUAUAUGCGUGUAUCUAGAUGCAUAUGUGUACAGAUUUGCAUGACCAUUAAAAUAAGUUUUGGCAGAAAAAGUACAAUUGGAAAACAUGAGCAAUAAUCACGAUAUACCACCGGCGAAACAGGCCGUCUUCCAGGUGAUAUCUGGUGGAUCCGCCGGAUUUCUCGAGGUGUGCAUCAUGCAGCCCCUGGACGUGGUCAAGACACGCAUUCAGAUCCAAAGUAAUGCGGGCAAAGUCAAUGCAGAGGAAACUUAUACUGGCGUUUUCGAUUGCUUCGCUAAGAUGUACCGGCAGGAGGGAAUCGCAUCAUAUUGGAAGGGUCUAAUGCCGCCAAUUCUGGCCGAAACACCCAAGCGAGCAAUUAAGUUUAUGGUAUUCGAGCAGGUGAAGCCAUUACUUCAGUUCGGUUCCCCAUCACCGACCCCGCUGACAUUCGCCCUUGCGGGAUUUACGGCAGGCGUUCUGGAAGGCAUUGUGGUGAAUCCAUUUGAGGUUGUGAAGGUGGCACAGCAGUCAAACCGCCAAAGUAAAAUGGUAAGCACCUUCGAGGUGGCCCGGCAGAUUGUAAGACGCGAUGGCUUCGGGCUGAGGGGUCUCAACAAAGGCCUGACGGCAACAAUGGGCCGCAGCGGAGCGUUCAAUACGAUCUACUUUGGAUUCUACCACAGCGUAAAGAAGCUAGUGCCCGAAUCGGAGAAUAGCACCUGGGAGUUCUUGCGGAAGGUGUCCAUUGGCUUUUUGGCCGGCACUCUUGCCUGUUUGUUUAAUAUACCAUUCGAUGUGGCCAAGUCCCGCAUCCAGGGACCACAGCCAGUGCCCAACGAGAUCAAGUAUUUUGGAACGGUCAACACAAUGCUCACCGUAUAUCGCGAGGAAGGAUUCCGGGCUCUCUAUAAGGGUCUGGUACCCAAGAUAAUGCGUCUCGGUCCCGGCGGCGCCAUUAUGCUGCUUGUCUUUGACUACGUCUACGGAUAUUUACUGCGGCGUCAUUCACAGUAUCCUUCUCCAGCUUAAUACUCCAAAAUUGUCCGUCCUUAAAAUUUAUUCAAGUACAGGCUAAAUUCAAUGUUUUAACAAAAUCUUGAGAGUAAACAGGAUAUAGACUUAGCAAAUAUAUAUCUUGAAUUUAUAUAAUAAACUGACCUUGCAUCUAUUGGAAAACAGCACCAUCACAUUUAGGCUAGGCACAUUUCAUCCAGAUUAACCAAAUUUAAUGAUUGUCUCACAAACAACAGAUGUUAAAAAUAAAUAUGUUAAAUAAAAAAUUGUUAAACUUGUUGUCCCUA